Molecule: messenger RNA, 1073 nt
Organism: Metschnikowia bicuspidata var. bicuspidata NRRL YB-4993
Lineage: Eukaryota; Fungi; Ascomycota; Pichiomycetes; Serinales; Metschnikowiaceae
Gene: LHP1
Product: Lhp1p
Exons: 1
Coding region: 272-1060 (262 amino acids)
Biological process (GO): RNA processing
Cellular component (GO): nucleus
Molecular function (GO): mRNA binding
Source: RefSeq, a predicted model, not a curated record
CUCAUGCUCAUCCAUAAUACCACACAGCGUCAAGAGCACGCCCCCAUGCAUCUCCAACAGCUCAGCAAUUCUGAAGGCCAUCCCAAAUUCAACAUGACAUACGCUCUGCCCAUCUGACGCCCUUGCCAGUUCGUCCUCAUUCAGGCCAAAUACUCAAUGUGUGGUGCACGGGUGUCAGUGUGGUGUCUAGCGAGCACCGAGAAAAAAAGCCUGGGAAAAAGACAGGCCUCAUCUCGGCUCAUCAGGUGCAUCGCAAGUAUCACACGAAAACAUGACUGAGUCAAUUUACACAGGUGAAGAUUUCGAGGACAAGGUCAAGAAGCAGGUUGAAUUCUACUUCUCGGACUCCAACCUCCAGACCGACAAAUUCUUGUUCAAGAUCUACGAGGCCAACGAUGGCUGGGUCGAGUUGAAGACGAUUUUGACCUUCGGCCGGAUGAGGCAGUACAGACCUGAGGAAAAGGCCAUUGCCGCGUUGAAGACGUCGGACAAACUUGUGUUGUCUGCCAACGAAGACAUGAUCAGAAGAAAGGAUCCGUUGAAGGAUUACAACGAGAUCAAGAACACUAGAAAGAAGAACUCUGUGCACAUCGAAGGGUUCCCCACCACGUUGCUGCAGGAAGACGUGGAGGAGUGGUUCAACAGCAAGAUCUUGCCUACUUUGCCCCAAGAGAAGGCGGUGUGUUCCAUCCGUAGAAUUAGAUCUAGAGCCGACAAGCAGUUCCUUGGGGUAGUCGAUGUUGAGUUUAACACGCACGAGGACGCCGAGUACUUCUUGAGUGUUUCGGCCACUUAUGCGGACGGAAUUGUGAGCGAGGAGAGCGUCGAAGACAAGAAGGACCUCUUGCAGAAAAUGUCGCUUUUGACGUUCAGACAGAUGAGGGAGUCGGGCAAGAGAUUUGGCGUCAACGAUGUUACCAAGAGACGCAACUCGUUCAAGGACAACAACCGAAAGAAGAUGAGAAAGUCGGACAAGAAGGAUGAUGAGAAGGUGGAGGAGAAGGUGGAGGAGAAGGUGGAGGAGCCAAAGGAGGAGCCAAAGCAGGAGGCCACUGCCUGAAUAUGCUUGGACG